Molecule: messenger RNA, 2629 nt
Organism: Blepharisma stoltei
Lineage: Eukaryota; Ciliophora; Heterotrichea; Heterotrichida; Blepharismidae
Source: the annotation of a GenBank genome assembly
AUGGGGUGUAACUCAAGUCGUGCAGAAAAUCCGCAAAAAACAGAGCAAAAAAUAGAAGAUCUGGUAUCUCAUAACUCUAAUUUGGCUAAUUAUGCAAAAGUUAAUUCUGUGCAUACACCAAAAGGUUCUAAAUCUUUUGCAGUUCAACAAAAUAACCAAAAGGCAAUUCAUUCGCCCUCAUUCACAUCAAUAGCAGAGCAAGUUAGCCGCAAACAAUCUAUACUUAGCUCACAAUCUGAAAGUGAGACAGACACUCCUGGAAAGCUAUCAAAGCUAAACAGCUUACUCUCCAAUUGUUAUUUAUAAAUUUUUUACGAUAGCAAUUUUAUAAAAAAUUUAAUGGAGAAAAUGGCAAAUUACUUACUCACCCCCCUUCUGUGAGUGAACAAAACCAUUAGAAAAAUCGCCAUUUUUUGCCAAAAAAACCCACUCCGUGAGUGAACAAAAUUUUUUAAUAGAAAAAAUAUUUUAUGGAAAAAAAAUUUGAUAUAUAAGUAAUAAUUAGUAUAAUGAAAUCUAGAGCUAAUUCUGUUUAAUUUUAAACAAAUUGCAUUUUAAAACAUAAAUUUUAUAAAUUAAAUUAAUAUUGCUUUCCAAUUUUUGCGAAUUAGGAUUUUUUUUAAUUUCGAACAAAAAAUUGUUUUUAUAAAAUUUAUAUUUAAAAACAAAAAUUAACCCCCCUUCUGAGUGAACAAAUUUUUUUGUUCACUCACGGAGGGGGGGGGGUUAAAGAAUUUAUACACCUUAAAACGGUGGCACGUGUCAACCUGACCUCUUGGCCCAACAGUCUAGACCUCAUGGUCACAGCAAAUUGGGAGGACUCCGAGUCAAGAAUCAAGUGCAGGCUAAAGAGAUGUGUAUCCGGGUAGGUUUUAGCUGCUUUCCUGUGGUUGAAAAUCGAGGCGUCCAGCAAUGUCCUUUUGGAUCCGAGGAGUCAUGGGCAUUCCUCGAACGAGAAAUUGGGGGUAUCGGCCCAGGCCACAGGGGAGUAGUCUUUUUCCUGUAUCAGUAGAAGGAAGGCACUUUGGCUCCGACAGACUUAAAGGAGUAGAUCUUUGAAUCAAGCUCCUCAAUCGUCUAUAGCAUAGCCACAGAAAUCCAUAAGCUGCCCAAUUAAAACAGAAGCUGCAAGAAAAGAAAGUAGCGCCCGCUAUUUGGGGUAGAUCCUCUGGGAAGCUGAAAAGCGGAUGAACCUCCUGUAUGGGAGCUCUUUGGUGACUGCCUCACCAAUAUGGCUAGCACCUGACUUUUAAUAGCCUAACCUAACCUACUUAAAGAAUUUAAUAAAGAUAUUCUAAAGCAAUGGUUAAGGCAUUAAUUUAUUUUAUUUUAAAAUUCAAAGUGGAAAAAUAUAAAUUACAAUUAAUAAAUUGAAAGUUGAUAUAUAAUUGCUAUCACUAUUUAAAUUUUUAGUAGCAUGCUUGCUAAAUAAUCAGUGAAGAUAGAGCAUUUUCGAAAGAAAACCCAAGAAGCGAAAAGUUAUCUCCAAAAAUUUUUAAAAAGAGCUGCAUACCUUGAAGGUAUAAUGGAAAAAAUUUCAAAAUCUCCCAAAGGCGCUUUCAAUUCUAGUGUUUUUGAAGCCCCUCUUGCAGAAAAUACCCCAGAAGAGAAGCAAACCACAAGCAGCGAUGAUUUGGUUUUGAUUCUAGAAGACCUAACUGAAAUUAAUUCAGCAGUUAAUAUUUUGAGUCAAAAGUUCACAACAAUAAAUACUGGAAUAAGUAAGCUGCUGAUAAAAGAUGAUAAUAGGCAUAGUGAAAAGGAAGCCCAAAAAGAAGAAAUUGAUCAAGAAAUAAAAAAAUGUGAAAGUGUGACUGAUACAAAAGAAGAUUAUUUGCAUAACUCCCCUCCAUCCUUGACCAAAAUAUUUAUAUUGAAAAUUUCCCAAAAAAUGAAAAUUAACCCUAUGGUUCUUCUUAUGGCGCUCAUUCAAUCAAGCAUAGGAAGGAGUAAGGAAAAUGCUGAAAAUAAUGAAAAUAAUGAAACAGAGGAAAAAGAAAACUUAAAAGUCGUAAAUGAAGAGCCGAUUAUAGUCAGUAGUAUUCUUUCAGAUCUCAUUGCAAGUCCUCCAGAUGUUCAGAUUGUAUGUCAAGAAGUAAAUGUGAUAAAUGAAGAUGCAGUAGAAAAAAACGAAUUAAAUGAAGAAAUCGUUCACGAACAAGGCAGACCAUCAGAGAAUAUAUCGAUUGACUCUGCACCAGAAAUGAUAAAUAAAUCAAGGGUUAUCGCUACCAAGCUCUUCAAUGUUACCACAAAGCAGCCUGGCAAAUCUAAGAUUGGCGCAAGACCAAAACUUGAAGUUGACUCUCUUGCCCCUUCUAAACCUCAUAUUCAGCCAAUUAUAACUCCAAAACGAAACUCUGACAUCGGUUCAAAAUUGCCUCAAUUCUUUUCUCCCUCUAGCAAACCUUUUGAUGAGCCUAAAAAGUUCCAAAUCGCCAAAGCCUAUCCUCAGAUUUCUCAAGUUAGAAUAAGAUCAAGUCAGGACUCACUCAACCUCAACGCAUUUGAUGCCCUGAAAAAGCAAGUUGAAGCAGAAAUUGACCCACAGAAACCCAAGUCUCGGAUCCAAAAGAUGAGUUUUGGAAAUAACCACCCAAGAUCCCUCUCAACAAGGUCAAAUAAUUAA